Messenger RNA from Rhagoletis zephyria (snowberry fruit fly), 439 nucleotides. Its product is annotated as cytochrome c oxidase subunit 7C, mitochondrial-like. NCBI's taxonomy places the organism in Eukaryota, Metazoa, Arthropoda, Insecta, Diptera, Tephritidae. Gene Ontology annotation, cellular component: respiratory chain complex IV. The record is from RefSeq and is a predicted model, not a curated record. Gene Ontology annotation, biological process: mitochondrial electron transport, cytochrome c to oxygen.
CCUUGGUAUUAUUUGUGAAGUCCGGAACAUCACGUCCAGGCCAAGUCAAAUUUUUCUGUCGGAGCUAAACCAAUUUAUUCCAAAUUAAAAGUAAAAUGUUGGGGCGCACAAGUCUUUUGGCUCGUAAUAUUACCCAAAACUUGGUUAGGCACAGCAGUCAUGGCGGUAUUCCCGGAGAGAACUUGCCUUUUGGUCUAAAUAACCGCUAUAAACUAACUGCCUACUUCGUGCUUUUCUUUGGAUCUGGAUUGGCUGCACCUUUCUUGGUUGUCAGACAUCAGCUGCUGAAGAAGUAAAAUGUAAGAUCUAAAUUUAUAAGAAUAAAGAUGAAACUCCCAGAAGGCUUAUCCUGGCUUUUUGCAGAAGUGUUAAUUACAAUUAAAAUUAAAGUGAAAUUGUAUUCACAAAUAAAACACUGUAUGUCACAGUAAAAAUUCUA